UAUGAGACGUUGUGUGUUUUGUUUCACGGGGGGCAGUCCAACUUCGUUUUAACUCAGUAAUACGUUAGCCGUCGCGCAGUCAAAACGAUGGCUGAUAAAGUUGCAAAACUUAGCUUCAGAACAUUAGGAAGGCGAUAUUGCCAACCGCAACCGCAAAGCCGCAACAAGAGCACGAGGUUGCCAACUCUCCCAAAAUCUGACUUCAAACCAAAACAAUAUGCGGGUCCAGCAUUUCAGAAUACCGAGGUUCUGAAGAGUAAGCACAUGCCACCAGCAGUCUACAAUAUUUACAAGAAUCCUCUUUUACUGCACCAAGGUCACAAGCAGUGGCUCUUCGACCACGAAGGUAGAAGAUACCUGGACCUUUUUGGUGGCAUCGUCACCGUAUCCGUCGGACAUUGCCAUCCUAAAGUGGUCGGCGCAUUACAAGAACAAAUAAACACUUUGUGGCACUGUACGAAUAUUUAUCGGCACCCCAAGAUCUAUGAGUACAUCGAGCAACUGGUCGCAAAGUUUCCCGGCGAUUUGAAGGUGGUGUACUUGGUGAACAGCGGAAGUGAAGCCAAUGAUCUAGCGACCCUGCUGGCGAAGGCCUACACUGGCAAUCUCGACGUGGUCUCCUUGCAGAGCAGCUACCAUGGAUAUUCGUCCGCCUUGAUGGGACUGACCGCCACUCAGUCCUAUAGGUUGAAAGUACCCGUGCCUCCUGGGUUUUAUCAUACAAUGUUACCAGACCCUUUUAGAGGUAUUUGGGGAGGGUGUCGUGAUUCACUGUCCCAGGUGCCUGGCGCUUGUUCUUGUCCAGGCGAUUGCGUCACAGCUGACAAAUAUAUUCACCAGCUCAAUGAGCUUCUAGAAAAUUCGAUACCGAAGGGACGACUGGCAGCUUUGUUUGCGGAGUCCAUUCAAGGGGUCAACGGCACUGUACAGUUCCCAAAGGGUUAUUUGAAGAAAGCACAUCAACUCGUCAAGAAAUAUGGAGGACUUUACGUAGCUGAUGAAGUUCAAACAGGCUUUGGGAGGACAGGCGAUAAGUUCUGGGGUUUCGAGAACCACGACGUUGUACCGGACAUAGUGACAAUGGCUAAGGGGAUUGGCAAUGGUUUCCCCAUGGCUGCCGUGGUCACCACCAAGGAGAUUGCUGCCGCCCACGCCAGCGCCACAUACUUCAACACGUUCGGCGGGAACCCCAUGGCGUCGGCUGUCGGCAAAGCUGUUCUGGAUGUAAUCGAGGAAGAAGGAUUACAAAAUAAUUGCAAAGUCGUCGGAAAAUAUUUUGUUGAACAAUUGAUGGAGUUGCAAAAACAACACCCGAUCAUUGGGGAUGUGCGCGGAAAGGGAUUGAUGUUGGGAAUUGAGUUCGUUGAACCCGGUACCAAGGUGCCCCUGCCCAUUCCUGAAGUAAACUUAAUUCAUGAGGAUAUGAAGGACAUGGGCGUCCUAAUUGGUCGUGGAGGCCGAUGGAAUAAUGUAUUAAGAAUAAAGCCGCCGAUGUGUAUAAAUAAAGAGGACGUUGACUUCACUGUGUCUGUUCUAGAUCAGGCAAUCAAGAAUUAUUUACAUACUAAAAAAUAAAUAAAUAAUAUACCUACU
This is a messenger RNA of Spodoptera exigua (beet armyworm), 1593 nucleotides long. The record is from the annotation of a GenBank genome assembly. Lineage: Eukaryota; Metazoa; Arthropoda; Insecta; Lepidoptera; Noctuidae.